AGAGAGAGAGAGAGAGAGAGAGAGAGAGAGAGAGAGAGAGAGAGAGAGAGAGAGAGAGAGAGAGAGACUACCCAACCCCAGCAGAGCGUAGAGGCGUCAGACAGCCGCCAGAGCAUCCCGGUUACGCACUGUUCAGAGGCCUCAUCGACGGUGUGCAGCGCCAGAAACAGCUGAAGAACAAGUCAACACAGCCGGGCACACGGCCACAGCUACAGUCAGUAAUGGAGAGCCUGCUGGAUAAUCCAAUGAAAGCCGUUCUUUACCUGAAGGAGCUCACCACUAUCGUCCAGAACCAGCAAAGUCUGAUCCAGACGCAGCGCCAACGCAUCGACGAACUCGAGCGAAAGGUGGAGGACCUGAUAGGAGAGAACCGACAGUUGCGGGACCCCCAUCUCUACGUCCAGCAGCCCCCUCAACAUCACCACCACCACCACCACCACCCGACUCACCGCAGCGCCAGUCCCCAGGCGCCGGCCCACCUCCAUCAGCACCCGGGGAGCAACAAAGCUGCGGCUCACCUCGGCCAGCAGGCGCAGCAGCAGCAGCAGCCGCCGCCGCAACAGCAGCAGCAGCAGCAGCAGCAGAUUCCCGGUCUAUCGGCCCAGCCUCAGCAGCACCCGACCCCUCCUGCGCCGUCCUCCCACCACCCGCAGCAGCUGCAGCUCGUCCCCACCUCGCCGCAGUCACCCAAAGCGAGCCAAGCCAGCCCAGACUCCGCUGAGGAGGACAAGAGGAGCCCCUGCUGCAAGUCCCUGGUUCCGCAGACUCCCACUGCUCUCUGCCGCUCAGUUGGAUUGGCCAGGAAAGCGGAGAACCAAACAGUGCUUCACCAGUUCUGCUGCCCCGCCCCGGAGGCCCCUGAGGGGGAGACUUCUACCGCCUGUGUCCCCAGCGAUGACCUUUCUCCAGACUCGUCUUUGGGGGAGGAAGGGAAGGGAGGAGAGGGGGAGCUGCAGAGUGAGGUCGAGUCACAACCACAACCACAGCCCCAGCAGCAAGAGACUCAGCCACAGACUCAACCACCACAGCCACAGCCACAGUCGGAGCCCCAACCACAGACUCAACCUCAGCCCCAGCCCGAAACCAAACCUCAGCCAGAACCCGAACCAAAACCCCAGCCUGCGGCAGAGCCUGAGCCCGAGCCCCAACCCGAACCUGAACCCGAACCUGAACCCGAACCCGAACCCGAACCCGAGCCUGAGCCUGAGCCUGAGCCUGAGCCUGAGCCCCAAGUCGAGGCUCCUUGCAAGGAAGCAGCGCAGGACACCCCUAAAGCCCCUUCACCUUGCAGAGAGGAGCAGACAGUGGGGGAGCAAGAGAAGGAAAAGUCGGAAGAAGUUGUGGAGGCAAAGCAAGAGGGAGAGGAGGCACAGGCCGAGCAUCGUGAGGCCGAGGCAGCACAGGAAGAAGAGGAGGAGGAGGAGGAAGGGGGAGGAGCAAAAGGAGGUGGGGCGGGUAGGAGAGCCAGCCUGCACCACACGGCCUCGCCCUUGAGGGUGCAGCGCAACGGGGCCGGCUCGCACUCCGCCACCUCCGACUAUGAGCUCUCGCUUGACCUCAAAAAUAAGCAGAUCGAAAUGUUAGAGCUCAAAUACGGUGGCCACCUCAUCUCCCGCCGCGCUGCCUGCAAGAUCCAGACUGCCUUCCGCCAGUACCAGCUCAGCAAGAACUUUGAGAAGAUCCGCAAUUCGCUGCUUGAGAGUCGUCUUCCUCGACGCAUCUCCCUGCGCAAGGUCCGUGUCCAAAACACGGAAGGUUUCUCCGCUGAACGGGCCCUGGCAGAAGGCUACAACUUGGCAGGCAUCCCAUUGGUGCGCUCACCAUCUCUGCCCACCACAGUUGGUGGCACCCUGACCGACCUGGAAGACUCAUUCACUGAACAGGUCCAGUCACUGGCAAAGUCCAUAGACGAUGCACUCAGCAACUGGAGCCUGAAGACCAUGUGCUCACUGCAAGAAGGCGGCACUUAUCAGUUCAGUGCCGACUCCUUCAGUGCAGCAGCAGCAGCAGCAGCAGCAGCAGCAGGAGUGGGAGGUGGAGGAGGAGGAGGAGGAGAGGGAGGUGGUGUGGGAGAGUCAACUAUUCCUCAAGGCCCAGUGGACCCGAGUGACCUGUCAAGAAGCGCGAGCAAGCUUAUGAUGGCGUUCCGGGAUGUGACAGUACAGAUCGAUAGCCAGAACUUCCGUGUCUCAUCUUCAGUCCUGGAAUCAUCCACUUCUGUCACCCUCGGCAGUGUCCAACAAGAAGGAGCCUACACCUCUGUUACACCCACUUUCACAACAACAAACUCCACUCCAGCUUCUAUUCCUUCUGUCCCCUCGCAAGACCCCCCUCCUCCUCCUGCAGAGGUCCCGGCUGAACCCAUAGAUCCCCCACCGCCCCCACAAGAACCCCCACCACCACCAGAAUCAGAAAUAGAAGGAGAUGAGCAGGAUGUUGAAUUCCCUGCUCCUCCUCCAAGUGAAGAAGAGCUGGGGGAGGAGGAGCAAACCCUCCUUACCCCUCUGGAUAAGAUGGCUGCUCCUCAAAGCCCAGAGGAGAUUGUGGUGGUGACACUACCACCCACAGAACCCUCUUACAUUCCUCCACCACAGGAGGCUGUACUGCUGAGGAGCUCGCCCGUGGUAGAGCCGCUGGAGGUCAAUAGGUGUGGCUCCGAGAUAGCAGACAACAGCUCAGAGCAGAUGAGCAGCAGCAGCACAUCAACAGAGGCACGCUCCACAUCUGAAGCCUCGUCCAAGGAAGCACUGCAGGCCAUGAUCCUCAGCCUGCCACGCUACCACUGUGAGAACCCCGCCAGCUGUAAAUCUCCCACGCUGUCCACUGACGUCAUGCGAAAACGCCUCUAUCGCAUUGGCCUCAACCUCUUCAAUGUAAAUCCUGACAAAGGCCUUCAGUUCCUGAUCUCUCGAGGCUUCAUCCCAGACACACCCAUUGGCGUGGCCCACUUCCUGCUACAGAGGAAGGGCCUGAGCCGACAGAUGAUAGGAGAGUUUCUCGGCAACAGCAAGAAGCCCUUCAACAGAGAUGUCCUAGAUUGUGUAGUGGAUGAGAUGGACUUCUCAGGUAUGGAGCUGGACGAAGCACUGAGGAAGUUUCAGGCCCACAUUCGCGUCCAGGGAGAAGCCCAGAAGGUGGAACGUCUUAUUGAGGCCUUCAGUCAGCGCUACUGCAUGUGUAACCCCGACGUGGUGCAGCAGUUUCACAACCCAGACACCAUCUUCAUCCUGGCCUUCGCCAUCAUUCUGCUCAACACCGACAUGUACAGUCCCAACAUCAAGCCAGACCGCAAGAUGUUGUUGGAGGACUUCAUUCGCAAUCUAAGAGGUGUGGAUGACGGAGCAGACAUCCCCAGAGACAUGGUGGUGGGAAUCUACGAGAGAAUACAACAGAGGGAGUUGCGCUCCAACGAAGACCACGUCACCUAUGUCUCCAAGGUUGAGCAGUCCAUCGUAGGCAUGAAAACGGUUCUUUCUGUCCCUCACAGAAGGCUGGUGUGUUGUAGUCGACUUUUUGAGGUCACAGACGUCAACAAGGCCCAAAAACAGGCAGCACACCAGAGAGAAGUCUUCCUUUUCAAUGAUCUCAUUGUGAUCUUGAAGCUUUGUCCAAAGAAGAAGAGUUCUGCAGCCUACACUUUCUGCAAAGCCAUGGGCCUACUCGGCAUGCAGUUUCACCUGUUUGAAAAUGAAUACUACCCUCAUGGCAUCACCAUCCUCUCACCUUUUGGCUCAGACAAGAAGCAGGUACUUAACUUCUGUGCCCAAAGUGCUGAGGAGCUGCUCAAGUUUAUAGAAGACCUGAAGGAAUCAAUUGCAGAGGUGUCGGAGAUGGAGCAGAUACGCAUCGAGUGGGAGCUGGAAAAGCAGCAGGGAGCCAAGACUCACUCUGUAAAAAACAACGGCACACAGCUAGAGCUGCGUGGCAAACAGGGCUCCCCAUCAGGAAACCAGGAGAUAGAUGAAAGAAGUGGACACAAUGCAGUAGAGGUGUCAAUUCACAACAGGCUUCAGACGUACCAGCUCAGCAGCAGCACGGCUCGGAGUCCCGAGAGCGUGGCCCUUCUUAACCACCGGGGGGAGCUGCUUUUCCAGCAGGGGCCCCAGGGGCUAACCCAGGGGCCGGCGCCUCCACCUCAGCACCCGCAGCUGCAGUCAGCGGCAAGCACCCCUGCCCACCACCUCCACCUCCAGCAGCACCACCAGCCCGCUGUCAGCAUGGCUGAUCUGCGGCCCGAGACACUCAUCCAGUGUCAGCAGAUCGUCAAGGUCAUCAUGCUCGACAACAGCGGCCACGGACGCAUGGAGGCCUUCCUCAGUCAAACGCCCACACACCACCACUACCAGCAUCACCACCACAGCCGCCACCAGCUCAGUCAGUCGGCCAUGUCCACCCCGGUCCGCUCGCCGGACGGCUCCCAUGGCAACGAUGGCCACCAGCCCCCGCUGCCUCCUCCACCUCCGCCUUACAACCACCCGCAUCAGUAUAUACCACCCGACCCCCGCCUCAGUCUACACCGGACCCCAAGUGGCUCUCGGAGCAUGGUGUAAAUAAAUCAAUUAGUAUUCUUUCCCCGAAACACACACUUCCACACAAACCCUACCCCCUCCUCUACCUAUUUAAAAGUACAUAAUGUACAUAUAUACAUACAGAUGAAAGAGCUAUAAUGAAAAAAUAAAAUCUCACUUAUAUGCAUAUAUUUAAGGAAAAAAAAUAAACGAAAAGAAAAAUCAAGGUUUUAAAAAGAGAUACGGAGAAAUAAAGUGCAUAUAUAAAGUUUUACUUGAUUCCACAUGUAUUUUGAAAUAUUAUGUAGUUUUAACAAAUUUCUAUAACUUUUUGUCAGUUUUAAUUCUUGCUAGAGAAAACAGAUGUUCAGUUUCUGGAUGGAUCCCUUGUAGUUCCAGUAUUCACCAACAACAACAACAACAGAAAUAUGUGAAUCCCUCAAACUUUUUUGGGGGGAUUGUGAUGGACGGUCACACUCCAAGGACCUCCUGCUUCUGUUUCGCUUUUCUCAUCCCCAAACCUCAUGCCUACUGUGCUGUAUGUGCGCGUGCGUGCAUAGUUGACACUUAACUGAAAACAUGUGCCAAAAUACAUACGCUUCCACUAAAAACACUGACUUCUUUGCACUUGACUAAAAUGCUAGGGCUAGAAGAAAAGAGAGAAAAAAAAACCCUCCCUCCUUUUUGUUUUGAGAAAAUAGUCCUUUCACGCUUCUCCCUCAAGGAGCAGAACAAAAAAAAGAGUAACAAAACUGAUAUUACACAAAAAACCUAUCUCCUAGUUUGCGCUGUUGCUGAUUUAUUUAUGUGAUGGAGAGCCUUCUCUCUUCUUCUCUGCUCCCCUGGAUUAAAAAAAAAAAAAAAAAACAACAUCCUCCGAUAAGCUGUGUUUGUUACGCGCUCCUCUGUUGUGUUGUGGCUCUCUAUCAUCCGAAAACACUCUCGCUCAAUUGUCACUCUCCAUAGAUCAUUCUACAGCGAACGAUGACAGGAAACAAAAAGGCAACCAAUCACAUGGAUUGCUGCCAUACCAAAAAGUCAGCCCGGGAUGGUCCUGUUGAUUGUUUGUCUUCAUAUUUAAUAUUGUUAGCGCUUCCCGGGACUUCUCGCCACAUUUAUCUGCUGAUGGAGGAAAAGUUUUUCAUAUUUUGGAAAUUGUUUAAGGCUGAAACUGCUUUUGGACUUUUCUAAAAAAAAAAACGAUUCAGCAUUCACAUGUAAUAUUAUGUGCAACACGCUGUGCUGUCAUCUGUUUAUGAAAUGCUUCUUCACAUUUCCAGGAAAUCGCCAUAAAUUUCCAUGAGGAUGCUUCUGCUACAAACUGUUAAAUGUCAAGAUCUAUGUUUAUUUUAAUUUGCGUAAAGCAUAUUCCACCUUUGUGUGUGUGUCCCCCCCCCGUUGGUGGAUGAAUGCAGGACCGAGUCCACCCGCUAACACACAUCCAGACACCGUCUCUUUGUGUCGGUACAACUCCCAGGUUUGGUUUUCAGCUCUUCGUGACUGUUUUUCUCUCCCCUUCUAACCUUUCGGUCUGACAUUUUCAAAAAAGGCAAAAACUACAGAGGCACACACACAGCUUAUAUUGCAAAUGCUGGCAUUAAUGGUAUUGUUUGUGCUGUUGGCAAGCCUGCUUUAAAUAAGAAUGGGACAAAAAGAAUGCAUUAUCUGAUCUCUUUCCCUUUCAGCCCCAGCCCAGAAUGUAAAUACCACAUUCAAGCAAUGUCGGAAAGGACAAGCAAACUACCUUUAGCCUCUUCAAAAUGCUAUUGCCCUGUCACGCGUCCUUCAUUCUGAAAUAGGUCAGCCUGAAUGCGUCUAUCUUUUAAACAUAAGCCCCAGCAGGUACUGUGAAAUGGAUGUUCGGUUAACUCUGCUCCCAUCUGACCCCCAUCUGUCUGAUUUGUUGAUUUAUAAUCGCAGAGCCACUGCAGGGAGGUCUCUAUCUCAUCUUUCUGUCCUUUUCCGCUCCCCGACUUUACCCAGUGGAAAGACAGAGGUUGCAGAAAGAAAGCAGUCUGUUGUUCUGGCAGAGGUGAUAAAUGUGUGUGUGUGUGUGUGUGUGUGCGUGUGUGUGACCUAACAGUAGCAUCAUAACUUUCCCGUAAACAAAACCUCUCUUUUGUUAUUAUUUUAUAACACAAUGAGAGGAAUUAGUGCUUUAGAAAACGAACGAAGAGCAAUUAUGGCAAUUUCAAUAUUUUUUACUGGUUAUAAACAAACUUUUGAAGGCGAUACAUUUUAGCAUAUAGCAUAAGCUCUGCAUUUGCAUUGAUGGAUGAUGACUGUAUGAUUGCUAAUUUAUUUAAAAUCAAAACAUUCAGAUAUAAAGCGAUUCUUUUCUCAUGCAUGGCAUCAGUUUGGAGGCCUAUUGAACUCUGAUUCCCAAAAGUAUUUUUUGUGCAUGACUGAAUUUGCUGUGAGCACACAAGUGGGAGAUGAAGAUGAAAGUUUUUUUUUGUUGUUAUGCUGCACAAGAGAGUUUGGUGGAAUUGAAAAAAAAAAAAAAAAAAACAUUUAUAACAGCAAACACCCCUUCAAACAGAAAAUUGAUUUACAGUGGUAAAUUUGAGGCCAAACAGUGGCCAUUUUUGCUUCCCUGUCUUUAACUACCCUUUGUUUAUGGUUGCACAGUUCUUUGCUACUUGACAAUGUGUUAAAGCAUUUUGGGAGAUAGACAUGCUGUGUGUGCAAUAAACACGAAUAUGAGGCUGAGACUGAGUUUAUAUUUGAAAGGAAAUAAAUGUAGCAUUUUUGGGAGUGCAGCAUAUGAUACAGAAGCGCAGUAGUGGCUAACUUUCCUAAAGAAACUGAAAAAAAAGGGCUCUGCCAUACCAGUGCACUGCUUCAUGAAUGACAUGUGGAUCUUUUGUCUGGCUCUUCAACACUGUGUUUGCUCAUACUAGUUUAAAAAAGACAAUAUUUACAAAAAGUGGACAUAUUUAGGUUAAGACAGGCGGAAACUGAGUGUAACAGAUAUGAAUCAUCACCUCCCUCAGUUGGCUUUGAAUCCCUCUCUACCUGUCUUUGCAGUAUAUCAACAUGCUAUUAAAGAUGAUUUAAAUCUA
Dicentrarchus labrax (European seabass) is the source of this 7573-nucleotide messenger RNA. RefSeq names its product IQ motif and Sec7 domain ArfGEF 3a (gene iqsec3a). Gene Ontology annotation, molecular function: protein binding; guanyl-nucleotide exchange factor activity. Gene Ontology annotation, biological process: actin cytoskeleton organization; regulation of ARF protein signal transduction. Bases 222 to 4550 code for a protein of 1442 amino acids. NCBI's taxonomy places the organism in Eukaryota, Metazoa, Chordata, Actinopteri, Moronidae. The transcript is spliced from 14 exons. The record is from RefSeq and is a predicted model, not a curated record.